This is a messenger RNA of Phacochoerus africanus (Common warthog), 3923 nucleotides long. RefSeq names its product pyruvate dehydrogenase kinase 1 (gene PDK1). The transcript has 11 exons. Bases 175 to 1491 code for a protein of 438 amino acids. The record is from RefSeq and is a predicted model, not a curated record. Gene Ontology annotation, cellular component: mitochondrion. Gene Ontology annotation, molecular function: pyruvate dehydrogenase (acetyl-transferring) kinase activity. Gene Ontology annotation, biological process: protein phosphorylation; regulation of glucose metabolic process. Lineage: Eukaryota; Metazoa; Chordata; Mammalia; Artiodactyla; Suidae.
CUCUCUGGGCCCCGCCCAGCGGCGCGGGGAGCUUGGCUCCGAAGAGGGGGGCGGCCGUGGCGGUGACAGCCGCUCCCCGCCCCCGAAGCCGCCACGUCCCUCACGUACCACCCGACCGAGUGCCCGAGCGGCGAUCUGGCGCCCGGGGCUUCGGCUCCUCCGGCAGGGCUCGGCAUGAGGCUGGCGCGGCUGCUGCGCGGAGCCGCCUCGGCCGGCCCGGGCCCCGUGCUGCGCGCCGCCUGCCCCAGCGCCAGCCGCAGCCUCACCUCGGACUCGGGCUCCGGCCCGGCGCCUGAACUCGGCGUUCCGGGCCAAGUGGACUUCUACGCGCGCUUCUCGCCGUCCCCGCUCUCCAUGAAGCAGUUCCUAGACUUCGGAUCUGUGAAUGCUUGUGAAAAGACCUCAUUUAUGUUUCUGCGGCAAGAGUUGCCCGUUAGGUUGGCAAAUAUAAUGAAAGAAAUAAGUCUUCUUCCAGAUAAUCUUCUCAGGACACCAUCAGUUCAGUUGGUACAAAGCUGGUAUAUCCAGAGUCUUCAGGAGCUUCUUGAUUUUAAGGACAAAAGUGCUGAAGAUGCUAAAACUAUCUAUGACUUUACAGAUACUGUGAUACGGAUCAGGAACCGACACAACGAUGUGAUUCCCACAAUGGCUCAAGGUGUGGUUGAAUACAAGGAGAGCUUCGGGGUGGAUCCUGUCACCAGCCAAAAUGUUCAGUACUUUUUGGAUCGUUUCUACAUGAGUCGCAUUUCAAUUAGAAUGUUACUGAAUCAGCACUCUUUAUUAUUUGGUGGAAAAGGCAAAGGAAGCCUAUCUCAUCGAAAACACAUCGGAAGCAUAAAUCCAAACUGCAAUGUAGUUGAAGUUAUCAAAGAUGGCUAUGAAAAUGCUAGGCGUCUAUGUGACUUGUAUUAUAUUAACUCUCCUGAACUAGAACUUGAAGAACUAAAUGCAAAAUCACCAGGACAGCCAAUACAAGUGGUUUAUGUACCAUCCCAUCUCUAUCACAUGGUGUUUGAACUUUUCAAGAAUGCAAUGAGAGCAACGAUGGAGCACCACGCUGACAAAGGGGUUUACCCGCCUAUUCAAGUCCACGUCACACUGGGUAAUGAGGAUUUGACUGUGAAGAUGAGUGACCGAGGAGGGGGUGUUCCUCUGAGGAAGAUUGACAGACUCUUCAACUACAUGUACUCCACUGCACCCCGGCCUCGUGUCGAGACGUCGCGAGCAGUGCCUCUGGCUGGUUUUGGUUAUGGAUUGCCCAUAUCACGCCUUUAUGCACAGUACUUCCAAGGAGAUCUAAAGUUAUACUCCCUAGAAGGUUAUGGGACAGAUGCAGUUAUCUACAUUAAGGCUCUGUCCACGGACUCAAUAGAAAGACUCCCAGUGUAUAACAAAGCUGCCUGGAAGCAUUACAACACCAACCAUGAGGCUGAUGACUGGUGUGUCCCCAGCAGAGAACCAAAAGACAUGACAACAUUCCGCAGUGCCUAGACACACUUGAUACCCUUGGAAAAUCCAGAUGUGGCUUUUGCAUUAAAUUUGGAAGGGAUGGUGUUCAGAACUACAUUAUACCAAAUACUUCAUGUGUCGUUUUCACAGUUCACUAUCUGGGUAGAAUAAGUGGCAAGUCAGUUCCAUUUAUGCCUGUUCAAUCUCCUCAAGGUCAACAUCGUAUCUACAUUACACUUAUAUUUUCACAGUUAAUUGAACCUAUUUUUAAACAACUAGUUUUGGUCACCUUUCUCUUUAGAGUGGAUUUCAGAAGCGUAGAAAUCUUUGGGUUUCUACAGGAAGCUAUGUGGUUUUUUAAAAAAUUCUUUUAUGUCUGCUGGAAACAUCUUCAUACUGAUUAGCUGGGUUAGCCAUCUUUCUGUUUUAGAGGAGUUCUGCCGUCCUUUAUUUAGUAAUGAUAGAUGUAAUAAGAUGACCAGAUUUAUACAACUAUCUACAAUUAGAGCCGUAAACAGUUGCUCUGUUACUGUAGAACCAGCGAUCUUUCAGCAUCUAUGUGCAUUGUCUUCACUCUGAAGUUAAUUUAUCAUUUUUUAAUUUUAUUGCAAAAGAUUAUGAUUGGUUUCCUGUGGAGUUAAGCCAAGAUCAUGGUCUCUUGUGAUUAAUGGCAAGGGGAAAUUCUGAUACUAAAAACAGCUGCUAAAAUUCUAAAUUAAGAGAUUUAGGGCAAAGCAGCAAGUCCCCCAAACCGUACUGAUUGUUGAGAUUACCUGGGGAACUUUUGAGAAACAGUUUUCUGGGCCUUCCUCCAGACAAAGGAUCAGACUCUGUGGCAGGAGCCCAGGAAUCUCAAGUUUUAAAACUCUUAGAUGAGACCGAUGCCUCACCUAGUUAGAAAACCGUUCUUUUAAAGUGAGUAAUAAUGAUACCACAUUUGCUAAAGUAUCAGAUCUUUAGGCUUUGGUUUUCAGCUAUCGAAAGGUCAGACUUUAAGUCUGGGAGAGACAGAUUGGUGCAAUUAAAAGCGUAAUUAGGAGACACGUUGACUGUAGGAGACUAGUCAGGUAGCUGAAGGAUUAGAACCAUAAGUGCUCAAGUACUGACAAAGAAUAUGUAUGUUAAAAAGUCUGUAUUUUAUCAGGAAAGAGUCACCUUGGGCUUAUCACAAAAACCCCUCACAUGGUAACGUAGCGUGCAAAUACUUUGUUAUAUCAUGAUAACUCCAUUGGGCUUUAAAACAAAGAGAUACAGAGCAAGCAGUUUCAUCUUCAUUUUGAGACUCAGAGUCUGGCCCCAAGCUGCAUGGAAUUAGAGUCAGGGCUCAAGCUGUAUUUGCUGGUCACUGUUAGCUGCCUGGUCCAGGAGACCAGGAAGUCAGGAGACGAAGUUGUUUAGUCAUACCUCAUCUUUUAAGGUGACAGGGAAGUACAUUGAAAAUAAAUUUUAAACUAAGAUUUUAAAAGUUUAAAGAACAGCUUUAUUAAAUGGGGAAUUUAAUCUGGAAAAUACAUUGAAUUGAAACACCUCUUUCUCAAGAGGAUUGUGUAAGCUUAAUAAUUCUAUAUAAAUUUUUAAAAUGGAAGAGAUGUUAGCGGGCCAUCAAUCCAGGACCCUCACUUAAAGAGAUAAGGAUCCUGAGACUCGGGGUGUAGGAUUUGCCCAGGGCUAACUAGCUCAUGUGACCAAAUGCUGGAAAAAAUCUUUUACCUUCUAUUCCUUAAUUAUGGAUUUUAUGAAAUAUAGGACACACUAGUAGGUGAUUUAUAUUAGUUCCAUGUGUUACCCUUUUUUAGCUUAAAAUUAGACUUUUUGUAAUGAUGGAAUAUCUUAGAAUCCUUUUCAGAGUAUUCACUUUCUUUCCUAAUAGAGACAUUUGUACAACUGACGCAUUUUGUUUUUACUUAGAAACAACCCCCACAAGAUUAAAGUUUCUCUCUUGAAGAGCUAAGCUGGUGUUUUCGAAGGAAAAGUGAAAUCUUUUCCUGUAGCUUCUUUUUUAGGUAUAAUGGCUUUUUUACUUUGUUAUUGUGGUAAGGGACAGAAAAUUAAAAUAUUUGGGGGAUGCUUUCUCCUAGUUGGUUUUAAAUUAUUGUGCUACCUGAAAUAUUUUUAGAUUAUUACACUGUUUUUCCCACCAGCAUUUAAUAUGAUGCCAUGUAAAUUACUGAAGGAUAAGAAGUGGGUACCAAGUGAUUUCAUAACUUGGACAUUUAAUGAAUGUGCCAACAUUUUUUAAGGAAGAAUCGCAAAAAAUAUUCUGCCCUAUACUUAAAAUACUGGCUGGCUUAAGAGUCUUCAUACUUAAUAGUGAUCACUUGCUUGCACUGUGGCACUGUGAAGUUUUUACAUGGAGCUGUUGACGUGGCAGUCUACCCUAUUUUAUAAAAUGUUUUGUGUAUGGCAACAAAGUGGAAACAUGGAUCAACUCUUAUUCUGAAAAUAAAUUGGGUCAAUUGAGGUUUUUAAAAAUA